UCCGGUAUUACCUCUUCUACUUUCUUUCUUAUCAUUUCUUUGAUUAUCUAAAAAAAAUAUCAGAGAAAUGAUAAUAAUAAUCAUAGUCUUUAUACUUAUGAAAGGGAGCUCAUCUCAGUCCAUCAGCUGGUUCCGAGUUUUCUCCAUUUCCUUUAGUUGUCGUCAGUAUGGUGUUGUGGAGGAGGAUGUGGACACCAUUGGGGUGGAGGUGGCGCUCAACUACACGGGUGUCACCAAUCCUGCCUACAAGUGGACUCUGAUGGACGUUGUGUUUUCUAGAAACAGCAUGAAGAUAAAGAGUCCUUCUAUCUCAGUUGAUUUGGUCCACUGCUCUAGUACAAUAGUCAAAACUAAGGUCAUCUGUCUCAACGUGUCGGACAUCAUGUUGGUCACAUUGCACGUGCCGUCCAGCGCAGAGUUCAACAAGACUACGGUGUUUGUCGUCUGGAAGACUAUCCACAAUAACUUCCUAACUUCCUACCACGAGGAUACGCCCCUGAUCGUCAGACAACAUCUCCAAUCUUUGACCAUGAAUCAAGUUCCAACGGAUUUGAAUAUCCAAACCUAUAUGGUUCCCUACGGGACAACGGUGAAUGUGGUCUACUGCGUCCGCCAAGUUGACCAUUUUAAAUUAAGUAUUUCAGUUGGUAAAAAAGUCAAACAUGUAACCAACGAAGACUGCGUGAGUCAGACAUUUGUUUACCUCCACGUUAACACAGUCUUGCGGCUGUCUUUUGAAGAGACCAAUGGGAUGUGCAAUCGUUCACAUCUUUAUGAGAUCUACUUUGAGCCAAAUAAACUGAGGUCAACGUCAGACUGUGUUCAACUCUCAAGUCAUAGACCAGAGUUUGUGUGGAUUUUGGCAAUUUCUACCUCAAUCUACCCUACGUUGACCUUCAAUGCAAUGAGCUAUUGAAAGGAGACCUACAAUCUACAACAACCUGCAGUCUACGCUGCAAUAUAUUUAAUAGCCAGUUUCAGUGUAACCUGUGGCUUCAGUGUUAUUGGAAGUGUGUCUUAGUAGCCAUCCCGGCAUCACCAAGAUUUCAUGCUUAAAAUAGCCACAGCGUUCAGGCUGGUUUAUGUUGUCUUCUAUAUUAUAGGCUGGCUAGAUUGGAUUCUAAUUCAGACUGAUUAGGUGGUCAACCAGUUCAUACCCAUGCUCUUGUUUCAUUUGUACUUUACACUACUUGUGUCAAUCACAGACAAAUAAUUCAUGUCCUAAAAGGACCAAUCCAGUAUGUUAAUAAAAUGUAUUGAAGACGA
Messenger RNA from Biomphalaria glabrata, 1266 nucleotides. RefSeq lists its product as uncharacterized. NCBI's taxonomy places the organism in Eukaryota, Metazoa, Mollusca, Gastropoda, Planorbidae. The record is from RefSeq and is a predicted model, not a curated record. The coding region runs from base 68 to 916 and encodes 282 amino acids. The transcript is spliced from 6 exons.